UUUUUUUUUUUUCCGGCUUCUCUUCUUACACUGUGUAGUUCAGCAGCAGCCAGCUGGUGGCAGUGCUUGGCAACAGCUGCAUUCCUGUGCAGCAGCCUCUGAGCUGGGACAGCAGGAGGGACACUGUGUGUCCAGGGAUGCCAAUUGUACCAAGAGACGCUACAUGCACAGACAAGUCUGAUUUAGGAAUCUGGAGUGCUGAUUAUUGAGGACCCAAAAAUUCAUUCAACUGGAGGGGGGAACAAAAGCUGGACAGCUCUGAAAGUGACCAGAUAGACUUUCUACCUACUCUCCCUGUUGGAUUUGGGGUUGCCAUGGCUGAAGUUGGAGUUCAGGAGCCCACCCUGCCUUGCAAAACUUUGACAGGUGAGGGCUCCAUGCUGCCCUGUAAGGAUAGCAGUGAUGAUGGGUGGCAGCAAAGAGCAGAGGAGGAGGAGGAGGUGGAAAAGGAGGAGUGCCUGGAUAGAGAUGCUGCCACCCUUGCUUGUCCAGAAGAGGACUACAACAAAAUGGGUGGCUCUCAGAAGCCGGGGCAGCUGGCCAGAGACAAACAGGAAGACGACUGGAAACAGGUGGGAAAGAGGCGGCACAGGAGGCGGCCGUCCAAAAAGAAGAGGAAAUGGAAGCCGUACAAUAAGAUGACCUGGGAGGAGAAGAAGCUCUUGGAGGAGCGAGAGACUCAAAGGGCGUCCAGAAUGAGAGCGGAAAUGUUUGCCAAAGGGCAGCCCGUGGCACCUUACAACACCACGCAGUUCUUAAUGGACCUGCACGACCAAGAGGAACCCGACUUGUGCCCUCCGCAAAAGAGAUUUGCUCUCAAUCUUCCACCUCUAAACGCCAACUCUUCCACCAAAGGCGAUAGCACAGAGGAAGACCUGGAAGAGGACGAGGAUGGAACAGGCAGCGACGGAAUGGACAGUAAUGAUGGGACUGAGUUUCUACAGAAGGACUUCUCAGAGACCUAUGAGCGGUACCAUGCAGAGAGCUUGCAGGACAUGAGCAAGCAGGAGUUAAUCCGAGAAUACAUGGAGCUGGAAAAGUGCCUCAGUCGCAUGGAAGAAGAGAACAACCGCUUAAGGCUCCAGGUGUUGCCCUCGGUUGGUGGGAUAGAGGACUCCAGGAUCCGUGAGCUAGAGAUGGAGUUAGAGAAGCUAAAGGAGGAGAACAAGCGACUUAAAAAGGAGGAGUUAGUAGUGGCAGACCCAAGUGGACAUUGACCUUUUGUGCUAUUGCACAUAUCUUUUUGAUCUCCCGAUUAAAUGUUUCAACUUUUUUUUUUUUUCUCCCUUUUCAUUUAACAUAUCCUUGGAGUACCUAGUAUGUCACAAAACAUUGUUCCAAGUUAGAGUUAGGAAGACUCCAGCACAUCUGAUCUAUGCGAACCGUAUUUUAAAGAUGACCUUUUUUUAAGCUCCAAAAGGUUUGCUGGACUUGAUGCUAAUGGACAAAGACAAACUGCAAACCGGGCGAAAUCUGUUCUGUUAAAGACUAUGCAGAUCACAAUAAGAUGUGACUUUCUCCAAACCUUGUGAUCCUGAGACCCAAUUUUGUGGUUUUUGUAUUUAUUUUGAUGAAACUUCUCCAUGUUCUUAAAUAUUUGCAGACUUUCUCUUGCUUCUGAUUCUAACCGGUUUAAUUAUUCUGUAUAUAUAUUUUUUUGCAGUCUGGAUUUUUUAAUAAAUGUUUACAAAUGGGAAAA
Messenger RNA from Pelobates fuscus (common spadefoot toad), 1699 nucleotides. RefSeq names its product HEXIM P-TEFb complex subunit 1 (gene HEXIM1). The coding region runs from base 315 to 1217 and encodes 300 amino acids. Gene Ontology annotation, cellular component: nucleus; cytoplasm; nucleoplasm. Lineage: Eukaryota; Metazoa; Chordata; Amphibia; Anura; Pelobatidae. The transcript has a single exon. Gene Ontology annotation, molecular function: 7SK snRNA binding; cyclin-dependent protein serine/threonine kinase inhibitor activity. The record is from RefSeq and is a predicted model, not a curated record. Gene Ontology annotation, biological process: negative regulation of transcription by RNA polymerase II; negative regulation of cyclin-dependent protein serine/threonine kinase activity.